Molecule: messenger RNA, 5049 nt
Organism: Babesia bigemina
Lineage: Eukaryota; Apicomplexa; Aconoidasida; Piroplasmida; Babesiidae
Exons: 1
Coding region: 1-5049 (1682 amino acids)
Source: RefSeq, a predicted model, not a curated record
AUGGGAUUUUUGAGUGGUGUUCUCAGUAACAUCAAAGACCAUUUAGGGCAGCAUAAAACACAAAUUAAUGAAGCAAUUGACGCACUUAACACCAAUAAACACCUUGGUAAAAACGGUUUUAAUGUUGCGAUUGGAAGUGUGGUCGAAGGGGUGCGGGGGUAUAAUGAUGGUGUCAUGAAGUCUAAUAAUAAGGUGAGUGAACCGAUAAAAACGAUGGCAACAAGAAUGAAUAAAUACACGGAAAAGGCCUUAAAACCGUUACUUAAAGAAAAAGAUUACGAAAAACCUGAAGAAGUUCAGAAGGCUGUCGAGCAGAUUGACAGGGAGCUGGAGUACUGUAAAAAUGACGCAAAAGAGUUUAAUGAAGCUUUUAAUUUCACAAACAGAGAACAAAUGAAAAAAGACGUUGAAGAUCUUAAUGCACCUUUAAGUGUCAAAGUAAAGAGUGUCGCUGAGAGUGUCAAGCAUGAGAGUGACAGGCUGAGUAGGAUGGCGGAGAGGCAGAAAAAUGAGUUAAAGGAGACGACGGAAAAAAUCAAAAAAACGUUGGGUGAUUUAAAAGUAAGUGUUGACUGCAAAAUAAAUGACGACAUGAAAGAGUUUGUUAAAAAUUUGAGAAGCAAAAUUACGCCAAUUAAGAAAAUUUUGGAUGACAUCACUGCGCAACUGUCGCAGUAUAUUAUCGAUUUGCAGACGUGGAUGAAUGAGACUAAAGAUUUUAUUGACAAAGUACGGCAAAAUGAAGUGAAGAAAAUCGUUAACGAGACGAGCGACAAGCUUACUGGUAAAACGAAUCUAAUUGACGAUCAAAGAAAAGAGAUGUUGAAGUUCAAAAAAGAUCUUACUACUCAUAUUGAAAGCGUUAAAAGUAUUGUUAAAGACAAGGUAGCAGAUGCAAAAAAUGCAAAAGUUGCGCAGCUGGACGGGUGGAAGACUGCGGCAGGGAGCGUUGUAAGCGCGGCGCAGGGGAAGUGUGAGCAGAUUGGUAAGAUGGUGGAGACUGGAAAUGCUGGCGAUAGAAGUAAAAUUUAUGGGUUAGCCAGCGGUAUGAAAGAAAAGGCAGAUAAGCUCAGGGAGGCGGCGGAGACGGUGAAGAGUAGUAUUGAGAGUUGGGUGAGAGGAGCGGAGCAGGCUGUAAACCAUUUGGAAAAUCAGCUUAAAGAAGAUUUGCAUGGGCUUAAAACUGCAAUCAUUCGUAAGACACGAGAGUAUGUUGAGAAGUUAAAAGGUGAGGUUAAAGUUGAAAACACUGGGGGCCAAGUCAUCGUGAAAAUCGGGGAUACGCCGAUUGGUAGCGUUGAGGGCCUUAGAGAUACUGUUAUCGCAAAGUGGUUGCAAUCUUAUGGCAACACAGGUAACAAAGGAUUCAAGGCUUAUAUGUUAAAGACAGAACUAGAUGAACUUACAAGUUCACAGAAUAUUGCAGUAAAAGAAAGAAGAGAUGCGACUUGUAUUGAGGCUAUCGUUGAAGAUUUUAACAAACACAUAGAGGACCAUCUGCCUAACGAUUUGGAAGCGCAAAGAACGCACGGAAAUUCAUAUGUCCAGCUUACUCAUCUUUCGCCUUCCUUCACCAAACCUGGUUCCACCAGCAGGGUGGCCAAUAGCAGGAGAGAAACUUUGACACAUAAGAUCAAGCAAAUUCAACAAGAUGUAACCAGUCGGUUGCCAAUGAUUAAACCAAAUCCCAUCGAGACUGAGAUUACCUCCGAUACGUUUGGACAAUCAUUCACUACCAUCGAGCAACACCUCCAAACCAUCGCAGGGCUGGUUGACAGCAGCAAAAAAAACUCGAACUCAAACGAUGGCAUCCAACAAUAUUUAAACGACUUGAAAGACAGAGGUUUUGAAACCGGUGAUGGCAGCACAUGGACGCCACUAGCCGGUGCAGCAUCCAAAGGCCUCAUGACAAUCAAGCAAGACAUUAUUACCGCGCUGGACGGUAUCGACACAUACGCUUCCGACAUCUCCGUUUCCUACAUAACCGAUGGCCUAGAUAAGGUUUCCACCGAAAUCACGAAACACCUUGGAGAUCUCGAGCAAGCUAUAGAUCAAACCACGAAUGCCGUCCAUGCGAAAUUGAUCGCUCUGAAAGACGAUAAAAUUGGUAACGCUGCGAAUCGCAAGACAAUCAAGGAGAACACCUUACAAGCCAUUUCUGACAAACUUGACAAACUACAGAAGGGCCUGGUGACAGAUGCUAUCAGAGAUACCAAGUCGCUGCUUGAUACCUACUUGACGAAAGCUGAAGAAUACUACACGAAAGAGCUGAAAUCUCACCUCAACACUCAAGUAAAACAAGCCAUCGAGACGCUCACCACCCACUCGCAAAAGCAAUACUUCUUUUCCACUGUGUCACUGUUAUCAGAGUUCUCCAAUAGGGUUGAGAAGGAGUUGAAGCCGCUGCCGCAAGAAAUAAAAAACGAUUUGGAGAGAGGGCACAAAGGGUUCAUGAAUAAAAUAGAAAAGUAUUUCAUUGGAACGGAAAAAGGAAUUAAAGUCAUUAGGGACAUCAAGACCACGCACUCUCCUCCAGAGCAGUCUCCACUCAGCCAGGCAGCUGCGAGAUUAUACAACGCCUCCAGACGUCUUUGCAAUUAUUUGAAGUCACAGACGGAUUUCAUAUCAGACUUUCAAAAAUACGAGCCCUUGCAUAAUGCUCUUCUAACUUUGCUUGAUGGACUCAAAACUUCCGAACAUUUCAAUCACCAAUUUAGAGAUAACUUGGACACAGUUAAGAUUACUCUCGGCCAACUCGCUCCUCAGCAAUUCGGCACCUCUUCGACGGUCAUGUUACAAGCGCUGAAAGGGGGAAUUGCUGCUUUGGUCGACGAACUUGACAAAGCCUACGUGAGCAGUUACUCCGGGAGACAAUGGCAAGACGAGGAACUGGAACACUACGCGAAAAUCGGCUUGACCAUCACGCCCAUCUUAUAUCAAGAAUUGACUACAUUUAAGCAUGGCCUUGAUAUAUACGAUUGGACCACCCAUAAAAUCUAUGAUGCUCAAGCACCUACCUCCAGCCUCUACGCUCUCUUCUUCCGCGACAACGGGUAUGACGUCCAUCGUCCUGAGAACGCCGAGCAUGGCGAACUGAAUCACAAACGUGACUUCAACGGUAGCAGCAUUCUUGCGCACCUAACUAAUACGAAACAUGAACUGUUCAGUCAACAGUCAUCUCCCGUCACCGGCAUUCGUCAAUCCACAUCCGAGUCGGACGACCUACGUGUAACCAUCGCUGAGGAAAGCGGUCUCAUCCGAAAACUCUAUGAUCUCCUAAAAACGUACUUCCGUGUAUGCCACCUUACCCGUGUUGAGAAACCCAGGGCUCCGUGCUCCAUUUACGAAAUCCUCGUCUGGUGCAACGGCCUGCAGUUCAACCCCGUGUACGGCAAACUGAUGAAGCACAUUGAGUCUGAGUUCAUGAAGGAGGACGAGCAAAUGCCGGGUACUAAAACGCUUCAGCCCUUCGAUGCGCAUCCGUCUCGCUUCCAUCACACUGACGUUAACGAAUAUCUGUACAAGGUCUCAUCUGACUCCCACGCCGUCCUCACUGCUAUCCUAGGCCACGGUCACAAGGACGGAAUCUACGCGUGUGAGUUCUCCAGCAACUCGCUGAAGUUAGAUUACCCUAGCAACAUGAUCCAGUUACUGUGUACGUUGUUCGACCUGCUCAAGCGCCUCUACCACCAGCUGUACUUCCUGCUGCAGCAGUGUCAGCUUACAACUCAGCUCAGCGGCUGGAGGGACUGCCACUACGGCAGGUACAUCGGUGGGUCGGGCUGGCAGUGCAACACAAAGCAAUGCCCUAAGCAAGACUGCGACCAAAGGCACGACCAAAGUGGCAACCAAACGGGUGGCCAAUACCCCAACUGCGGCGUCAAGUCGCCACUGCAAUCGUUCCUGGAGGACGGUCUGAAAGGCCACCUGCCGCAUUCGGUAACGGCUAGGGGAUCCAGUCUGUCAUGUGCCACGUGUGGUAGUACACCUGGUAUGCCUUGCAGAACUCCGAUGGGCUUCGCCGACAUCGGUGCCAUCGCGUCGCAUACGCUGAUUGGCCAAGAUAUAUGCGAUGUGCUUUAUUAUUUCUGUGGCCGUCCUAACUCCCCUCUCACAAGGCUGUGCGGUUAUCUCAACUGCCUUUUGCCUAGUGCGCCGAAAACGCUGGCGGACAUGUUCAGCUUCUACUAUCACCUCACCGAUCGCUGGGGUAUGCAUGGUCAAACGCAUAAACAGCAGGCAUUUGAAGAAAAAGUUAACGCUGCCAAUUUCGGGCGUCCUUAUGGUGAGUUGAAAGUCUACCACUUAUUUACCCCUAGUCACUCAGCAUUGAAGAAGGGCCACUCCGAUGGUAGCCUGGGCAGUCUCGUUUGCUCAUCGAAGGACUCCGUGGUAUGCGGUCCUUUUUUGCGUCCCAUCAAUCACGCCAUUUACGAGACGUUCUCAUCGAAACACGCCGAUAAAUAUUUGUCGUGGAUCGUAUACCUGACGGCAAGCUUUUACGAUCUUCUUAAGAAAUUGUAUGAUGAGUGCAAUUCCAAAUGCGGUGCCAGGGGAUCGAAUUGCCACGUAAAAGCGUGCAUCAAGGGGUGUCCAACUACAACCAUACAAGAUCCGCCGCGAUAUCACCAUCGCGACUGCAAAUCCAUUGUACAGUGCAAUGCUACGCUGCCAACAUUGGCAAAAUACGGCUUCGUUCUCGGCGAUCCAGAGAGGCUGAACAGGGAUGGACAAUCGCAUACAAAACGCACGUGCAGAGAUUUCUGUGAUGUAUUUCGAGAGGCAUUUGACAAAGACUCACAUCUUGUGCAGUUUUUCAAUGCCAUUGAUAAUUUCAUCUUCACCAUCCGCGCCCCUUUCAUCUGGCUCAACGUAGCCCUCUGGCUCCUCUCCUUCCUCUACCUCACCCACAUCAUGGUCAUCCGCCUGGACCUGCUCCACAUCAAAUCUCACUUACACUCACCAUCGUCACAUCGCAUCGCCGCUCAAUCACUACUCGCCGCCGCACGUGUUAACAAGCUUAACAGGGUGUUUUACCUACAACCAUAA